This is a messenger RNA of Mucor velutinosus, 1902 nucleotides long. It is a transcript of the gene cyp1, whose product is annotated as Peptidyl-prolyl cis-trans isomerase-like 1. Lineage: Eukaryota; Fungi; Mucoromycota; Mucoromycetes; Mucorales; Mucoraceae. The transcript is spliced from 3 exons. The record is from RefSeq and is a predicted model, not a curated record. Bases 1 to 1902 code for a protein of 633 amino acids.
AUGUCUACUGAGGAAGUUACUGUAAGCUUAUCUCGUUUAGCUCUGGCUAAAGCUAUUAAAACCCCGGAUGCUGGAGAGGAUGAAGCAGAGCCUUGGUCAAAGAGCAUCAUCUUCCAUCAGCCUCACAUUGAUGAGCAGAUGAGAAACACCAUUUUGAAUCCUCAAUCACAGCAACAAAAUAGACGCAAAAAUGGACGCCAGGGUAAUCAGAAGCAACCUCUUUUAAAGCAACAUAGAUACCCACCACCACCACAACAACAACAACAAUAUCAUCAGCAGCACCAUCAUUCACAGCAAGCCAGACAUGUCGCUCCUCCCAUGAAUCGAGUGAGAUCUGACGAAAUGAGACAGCCAACCCCAUCUCCACCUUUGCAGCAACACAAUAGACCUUCCUACUUUCCAGCACAACCACAAUUGCAGCAGCAGCAGCAGCAGCAAAGACCUUCCUCUCAAAGUGCAAGCAGCGGCGGAAGAUCAUCGCUUUCAUCUGGUAAAUUAGGAAAUCACAGCAAAUCUAAUCGCAAGUUUGUGCCCAGUGAUGAUGAAGAUGAAGAGGAGGAAGACGACGACCAAGAGGAAACAGAUGAUGAGGAGAGUGAUGAAGAGCAACAUGCUGAAACAAAACAUCACAAGAUCAAUGUACCCAAGCCUACCAUCAUUGCACCCUCUCCACCACCCCCUGCUACUACCAUCACGAAUAAUAGUAGUAAAAAAGGAAAAUCUACUAGCCGUAUCCCACAGCCCAGUGAUGAUGAGGAAUCUGAUCAAGAUGAUAGCUCGGUCAAUUCAGAAGAUGAAGAUGUGAAGCAUCAGCAGCCAGAGAAAGAGGAAGAUGAACAGAUGUACGCUCGCAGAAUGUCUACACUGAGACAGCUUGAACGAGGCCCCAGCGCUCACAGAAGAACCAGAUCCACAGGCGAUAUGAUGAUGCUACCACCAGCAGAGGCUUUUAUAGAACCCACCACAGCUGCUCUGGCUGCUACUGCUGCGGAUGGCAGCAAGUUGGGAUCGAUUGAACAGUGGAGAAUGACGGUCAUGGAGGCAGAGGGCAUCAGCACACCUACAUCAAGUGAGUCUAUGCAGUCGCGCCUCACUGAGGAUGUAUCUGAGGAAGAAGGAGAAGGAGACAUGGUCGAAGAGCCUAUCGUACGAUCCACCACCCCUUCUGCGGCGAAUGCUAUCCCCUCUCGUCAACAGACACCAGUGUCUGGUAGCCGCAAUCGCAGAUCCACCAUUGGUGAAAUGGACAUGUUCUACUAUCAGCAACAACAGCAACAGCUCUACAACAUGCAAAUGCAGCAAGCCAUGCAAAUGCAACAGGCACAACAAAUGGCACAAAUCCAGCAAUACCAAGCCAUGCACAUGCAGCAGCAACAAGCGCAACAGCAAUAUAGAAAAGCAAACAACCGCAAAAGCGUGUCUGCCAUGGACCUGAUGAUUCAAAUGGAGCAAGAAAAGGCAGCCACUCGCAAAAACAACAAGAAAAAGAUGCCUGAUCCAUCCAAAGCGACGCUGGCAGAGGGUCUAUUGAGUCGAGUGCCUGAACAAGGCCAACACAACAUCAACUUUCAGCAUCACGUCAUGAAGCAACAGAUGGCUCGUGCCAGCAAAAGCGACUACCAUCUUCGCCAGACUGGAUCCAGUAGACCUCCUAGCUCCAUGAUGAUGAACAAUAGAAGAUCACAGAUGAUUCGAAGCGAGAGUUCACCUAUACCUACUCUUAGUAUGUCUACCCCUAUAAAUCAAGCCUACUUAAUACCACCCAACCAACAGCAACAAAUGCUGAUGCCACCACAAACACAAAUGAUGCCAAUGAUGAAUCCUAGCAGAUCAUCGCAAUAUAUCAGCAGCCACAGUAACAGCAAGAGACAGAGCUCAUACUCUGGCUACAACCAAUUUUAA